CUUUGUGAAACUGUCAAUGUUUUUCAGCUGUACAUUUCCUUACUGUUUCUUCAGUUUACUUGUAGUUAUACACAUUAGUUGUUGCACCUGGUGUACAUGUGUUUAUCCUAACUUCUGUGCUGGUGAAGGUGGCAGGUGCAGGAGAAGUGUAUUCACCUGCUGCAGGUGCAGGAGAACUGUAGCCACCUGUUUGCACAGUAUCACCUGUACUGAACACUGUGUUCUGGUUUGGUCCUUCCUCACAGAUGACUUCAAUGUGGAAGAGUUAGACCCAUUUCGAGCAGCCAAAUAUGCCAGGAUAUGUUUCUCCGGAUCAGAUGAGUACUCCUCAUCAGGUGAUGAAGUGAUCGACCACGUCAGCAGGAGGAAGUACUCCACCAAGGACAGGUGGGGAGGGGGGGACCCGGGGCAGGGGAGGGACAACUCAGCUGAGCUGGGCAGUAAUGAGGAGGAGGAGGAUGAUGAUCUGGACCUGGAUGAUGAAGGAGAUGGAGAUUACGACACAGAUGUAGAAGUUCCCCUCCCAUUAGACAAUGAAGAAGAUCUAGAGGAGGCUCCUGUCCUGAGACAGAGGAAGCCUGUCACAAGCCUUCCUGAGACAGUCACAACACUAGACACAGAAGACGGGGGGAAGGUCUAUGUUAUAGGAACUGCACACUUCAGCGAGGAAAGCCAACAAGAUGUCAUUAAGACCAUUGAGACCGUGCAACCAGAUGUGGUACUGGUGGAGCUGUGUAAGAGCAGGGUCAACAUCCUCCAGCUGGAUGAGAAAACCCUGCUAGAGGAGGCUAAAAAUAUCAACAUGGGCAAAGUGAAGGCAGCCAUAAAACAGAGUGGUUUAGUGACUGGUUUGAUGCAGAUCCUGCUGCUCCACAUGUCAGCACACAUUACUGAACAGCUGGGCAUGGCACCUGGAGGGGAGUUCAGGACAGCCUUCAGACAGGCCCAACAGGUGCCCAGCUGUAAGGUGCACCUGGGAGAUCGCCCCAUCCAGAUCACCCUCCAGCGUGCCAUAGCAGCCCUGUCUGUGUGGCAGAAGAUACGGCUGGCCUGGUACAUGAUCAUGAGCAAAGAACCCAUCAGUAAAGAAGAGGUAGAAAAGUGCAAACAGAGGGACCUACUGGAGGAGAUGCUGGCUGAGAUGACUGGAGAAUUUCCCGCGCUCAGUAGGGUGUUCGUGACGGAGCGAGACCAGUACCUCGCUUACUCCCUGCGCCUAGCAGCCCGCCCCGUGCCUUCUCAUGAUGCACAAGGAGUUGUACCAGCAGUUGUGGUUGGUGUGGUGGGAAUGGGACAUGUCCCCGGCAUUGUGGAAAACUGGAGCAAGAUUGUGGACAUCCAGAGGUUACUCAGUGUGCCCCAAACAUCUCGAACACAGGUUAUACUGAGGUGGACAGUAAAGCUGGGGCUGCUGGGACUUUUAGGCUACGGCUGCUGGAGGUUUGCCAAGUGGUCAAGUCUCAUGAGAUAGGUAUCACACUGGAGUUUUGUAUUGGUCUCCAAUAGCGGUUUUGCAAGACUCAGUGUCUCAGUGUCCAUCUUGUGAGAUUUUGACAUUUUUGACACCACUGUUUCCAAUGAUAUACACCCUUAAGAUUGUUAGUGUCCUACAUGAUAAGAAAACAUGUUUCUCAUAUCAUGUUAUUAUGAUAACAGUCAAGUACAAUUAGGAUGUCUUCCUCAUCACGUUGUGUCCAGAACAGGAAUGUUCCUAGGCCCUGCCACAUCCCAUUUUUUGUCCCACAGUUAGCAGUUCAGUGUAUGUAAGAUAUCUCUUUAU
Messenger RNA from Branchiostoma belcheri (Belcher's lancelet), 1780 nucleotides. Its product is annotated as traB domain-containing protein-like. NCBI's taxonomy places the organism in Eukaryota, Metazoa, Chordata, Leptocardii, Amphioxiformes, Branchiostomatidae. The transcript is spliced from 9 exons. The record is from RefSeq and is a predicted model, not a curated record. Bases 17 to 1471 code for a protein of 484 amino acids.